AUGAACGACUUUCUCCUUCCUGGGCAGCCGCUUCAAUUGCAAUCACCGGUAACCUCCAGCGGGAUAUAUGGUCGGAACGGAGUGACAAGGUCCUCACUACUCGGAAUCAAGUCCGAGGGUGGGAUUAUACCUGUAACUGCUGGACGGGCUCAGCCUCCCUCUCCUGGUGUAACGGUGAUUGGGACUAUUACCCGACUGUCACCACUCCAGGCUACCAUGUCUAUCACUGUUGUCGACGGCAUUCCUCUUCCUCACGGAGAAGAGUUCACAGGCGUUAUUCGUUCACAGGAUGUACGUUCAACUGAGAAAGAUAAAGUAAAGAUUGCCGACUGCUUUCGUGGAGGGGACGUUGUGCGAGGCUCUGUAAUCUCUCUAGGCGAUUCCAGGAGCUACUAUGUGUCGACGACCCGGAACGAUCUGGGAGUAAUUUUUGCUACGAGCGAGGCUGGUGCGACUAUGGACCCAAUAUCGUGGUUGGAAAUGAGGUGUCCUAAGACUGGCUUAAUCGAAAAACGCAAAUGUGCUAAACCUACAAACAUCCCGUGA
This is a messenger RNA of Rhizoctonia solani, 546 nucleotides long. RefSeq names its product Exosome component EXOSC1/CSL4. The record is from RefSeq and is a predicted model, not a curated record. The coding region runs from base 1 to 546 and encodes 181 amino acids. The transcript is spliced from 3 exons. Gene Ontology annotation, molecular function: RNA binding. NCBI's taxonomy places the organism in Eukaryota, Fungi, Basidiomycota, Agaricomycetes, Cantharellales, Ceratobasidiaceae. Gene Ontology annotation, biological process: RNA processing. Gene Ontology annotation, cellular component: nuclear exosome (RNase complex); cytoplasm.